Molecule: messenger RNA, 1980 nt
Organism: Quercus lobata
Lineage: Eukaryota; Viridiplantae; Streptophyta; Magnoliopsida; Fagales; Fagaceae
Exons: 3
Coding region: 1-1980 (659 amino acids)
Source: RefSeq, a predicted model, not a curated record
AUGUCGAUCGGCAAUGCAACCGACCCAGCCCAUCGAGACCGGCCCACAGGAAAAUUUACGGAACCAUUGGAUUUAGGACCUCCAACAAUAGUAUGUGAACAUUGUGGAGCUCAACUUUGGUAUGAAGAGAGAACUGUAAAGUCAAAAACGCCUACAAAACCAAAGUUUAGUUUGUGUUGUUCUGAAGGAAGAGUUGAACUCCCUCUAUUGAAAGAACCUCCACCCUUUCUUGGAAACUUACUCAAUAUUAAUAGUGAUCAGAGAUCAAUAAACUUUCAACUAGGGAUAAGAAUCUACAACUCUCUCUUUGCUUUCACUUCUUUGGGGGGUAAUGUUGAUAGAUCAGUGAAUAAUGGUUCUGGUCCAUAUGUGUUUCGUGUAAAUGGUCAAACUCAUCAUAGAAUUGGAUCACUUCUUCCUGUCCAUGGCCAAAAACCUAAGUAUGCACAGCUUUAUAUUUAUGAAACUGAUAAUGAUGUUAAAAAUAGAAUUGAUGCAGUUAUACGUGAAGAUGAUAGAAAUUAUGUGGAUCCAGAUAUUGUUACCGGGUUGAUGGAAAUGUUAGACCAGUGCAACCAAUUGGUUAAAUGUUUUAGAAUGGUCAGGGAUAGAUUUGAUGAAUCAGAUAUACAUAAUGUCAGAAUUCGUUUAAUACGAAGUCGCAAUUCUGGUGAAAGGCAAUAUGACUUACCUGUAACGUUUGAGAUAGCUGCUCUUAUUGUUGGAGAUUUUAAUAUUGAAAGUUUUGAUAGAGAUAUUAUUGUUGAGAAUCGAAGUUUAGGAUUGCAACGUAUAAAUGGAACUCAUCCAAGCUUUAUGGCAUUGCAAUAUCCAUUACUUUUUCCGUAUGGUGAGGAUGGGUAUAUGCUUGGUAUACCUUAUAGGAAUUUGAAUGGGAGCAAUUCUAGAAAAAGGGAAUCAAUAACAAUGAGAGAAUACAAUACUUAUAGGCUUCAACAACGCUUUCAUGAGGGCAAGACAUUGUUGCUUGAUCCCAUUACUGUAGGCAAACGAAUAGUCCUACCAUCCUCAUUUACUGGAAGUCCAAGGUACAUGGUUCAAAAUUAUCAAGAUGCAAUAGCGAUAUGUAGAUGGGCAGGUUACCCAGAUUUAUUUCUUACAUUUACUUGCAAUCCAAAAUGGCCAGAAAUCAAUCAUUCCUUAGAAUUUAUAGAAGGCUUGAAAUAUGAGGAUCGACUAGAUAUUGUAGCAAGGGUUUUUAAGAUAAAAUUAGAUGAACUAUUACAUGAUUUGAGGCAUAAAUCUCAUUUCGGAAGAGUUAUUGCUAUUGUGUGUACAAUUGAAUUCCAAAAAAGAGGACUCCCACAUGCACAUAUUCUUCUAUUCUUGGAUCCAAAGGAUAAGUGUCCAAGUCCAACAGACAUUGAUGGUAUCAUUAUGGCUGAGAUACCAGAUCCAGAUGAGGAUCUUGUUGCUAAUGAAGCUGUAAAACAAUUUAUGAUGCAUGGGCCAUGUGGAUCUGCAAAUCCGAAAUCACCGUGCAUGAUGAAUGGUAAAUGUACAAAACAUUUUCCGAAAAGAUUUUAUGAAGAAACAACAAUUGAUGAAGAAGGCUUUCCAGUAUAUAGAAGGAGAAAUGAUGGAAAAACAAUAGAGAAGAACGGAAUUCUUUUGGAUAACCGAUAUGUUGUACCUUAUAAUGUAGAUCUUUUGGUGAAGUACCAAUCCCAUUUGAAUGUAGAAUGGUGUAAUAGAUCUCGAUCAAUCAAAUAUUUGUAUAAAUAUAUAAAUAAGGGAUCAGAUAGAGCAACAGUUGUUGUAGAAGAGAAUUUACCAAAUAUUGGGAGUGAUGGACAAGAGAUCGAAAUUGUUGUUGAUGAGACAAAAGCAUACUUGGAUUGUAGAUAUAUUUCAGCUUCUGAAUCAUGUUGGAGAAUAUUUGAAUUUCCAAUUCAGUUUCGAUAUCCACCUGUUGAAAGAUUAAAUUUUCAUUUGGAAGACGAACAUCCCAUCAUUUAG